GAAAAAGAUUUUGGGACCGCUCCAGAAAUGACUAGGUUUUAAUUUUGAGUCUUCAAAGGGAAAGAAAGUUUGAAAAUUGAGAGUCACCGAUUGAAAAAGCCUUUGAUUUUAAUACGGUGAGGAAGGUGUAUGUAUAUAUAUACAGGCAGACACACCGUAGGGAAUUCUACCGAAUGUUUCAGCGCGGCCCUGCGUGGGAGUGAGGAAGCAGAGAGCUUGCAGGGCGGAGGUUGUGCAAUCAAAAUGGCGGCGGCUGCGGAAGUUGGCCAGCCCGGCAGGAAAGAGAUGAAGGAGGAGGCACAGGGCAUGGAGUCCCGGAUAAAGAGUGCCAUGCGCUCCCUUGUAGGCCAGUUCAAGGAACAAGCCGAAAGCAAUAGGAGUGCUUUAAAGGUGCAUUUGGGGUUCUCUUCGUGCUGUUCUUUGACUUUUGAGGGGGUUCGAAGAUUAUUAGAGAAAGACUUAGGGCUGGAGACAUAUGCAUUGGAUGUGCAUAAGAGAUUUGUCAAGCAGUGUUUGUCGGAGUGCUUAGAUGGUGCUGAUGAUGAGAAUGCCUCCAAUAUCUCUGAGGAGACUGUUCAAAAAGAACUCAGUUCUGGAAGAGGUGAAGCAGGAGAGUCACCUGAAGGAGCAAAGUUGAAGAAAGUUGUAAAGGAGCCUAGUUCUGAAGGCGAGGAGAAAAUGGAAGACUCUCCAGUGAUGGGGCUUCUGACAGGACAGAAAAAAACCAAGUCUGAAACUGAGGAAGCUAAAGCCACUAAAAAUAAAGUGGCUCUAAGUGAGAGCACAAUAAAGAAGGCCAUUCUGAAAAGGGCUUCCCAUAUCAGGGAAAAUUCUGAGAAAAUUACUAUGGCCUCAGUUCGUCGAUUUUUGGAGGAAGAUCUUAAACUUGAAGAGAAGACCCUUGAUCCCUACAAAAAGUUCAUAGGGGAACAGGUAGAUAAGGUAUUAAAAGUGCAUGAAGUGUCUAAGGUUGCAGCUGUGGUUAAAAAUAAGAGUCUUCGGAAAAAUUCUCAUAGCAAAGCAUCUGCAAAGAUCAGUAAUGAUGGAAGUUCUGAUUCGUCUGACAAUGGGAGUGAGGAAGUGGAAAAAGAGGACAUAAAACCAAAAAGGAAAAUCGCUCCCAAAGGAAAAAUGCAGUCUGAAGAGCAGAAAAAACGUAAGAGACUCACAAAGGAAACCAAGCUGCCCAGUAAGAAGCAGAAGCCUGCAGAAACAGUGUCAGAAGAAGAUAGUGAUGCAGAAGAUGGAAAUUUAUCUGAAGACGGUCGCCUCCUGUCAUCUGAUGAAAAACUUGUAAAGAAGAAGGAAGUUUUAACUCCUGUUUAUGGAAAGCGUGUGGAGCAUCUGAAAUCAAUUAUCAAAUCAUGUGGGAUGAGUGUUCCCCCUGCAAUUUACAAGAGAGUUAAACAGGCACCUGAAGAUAAACGUGAGGCCCGCUUGAUUAAGGAACUAGAGGAAAUUCUCUCAAGAGAAGGUUUAUCUCCCAAUCCUUCUGAAAAAGAAAUUAAGGAAGUCAAAAAGAAAAAAGAAAGAGCAAAAGAACUUGAAGGCAUUGACAUGGGCAACAUUGUCUCAAGUUCACGCAGAAGGUCCACGACAAGUUUUAUUGCUCCUCCAAAGCCCAUAGUGCCAGUUCAAACUGGUGGUGAUGAUGAAGUAGAAGAUAGUGACGAUGAAGGGGAUGAUGAGGAUGACGAUGAAGGGGAUGAUGAGGAUGAUGAGAAUGAUGAUGAUGAUGGCGAUGAAGAGAGCCAGAGCGAAGAGUUUAGUGAAGAUGACGAGGACAGCGAUUAAAUCCUGCACGAGCUGAAUAGUAAAGUGACUGAUGACAGUAGGUUUCUCCUGUUAAAGAGUAAAAAAUGUAUUAUGUAUUUUCGUAUAUUUUAUCUUUUUAAUUUGGAUGUGGAAACUGAUGGCCUUUGAUGGGAAAUUUGCAUGAACUCUGCCAAUUAGGUUCUUCUAAUUUAGUUUUUGAUAAUAUAUUUAUUUAUUUUUGCUA
Molecule: messenger RNA, 1999 nt
Organism: Malania oleifera
Lineage: Eukaryota; Viridiplantae; Streptophyta; Magnoliopsida; Santalales; Ximeniaceae
Exons: 10
Coding region: 130-1794 (554 amino acids)
Cellular component (GO): nucleus
Source: RefSeq, a predicted model, not a curated record